This is a messenger RNA of Oncorhynchus mykiss (rainbow trout), 2217 nucleotides long. The record is from RefSeq and is a predicted model, not a curated record. NCBI's taxonomy places the organism in Eukaryota, Metazoa, Chordata, Actinopteri, Salmoniformes, Salmonidae.
UCGAUUGUGACUAUGUCCCCAUUAGCCAAAUCAAACAAUUAAAAUUUAAAAAAACAAUGAUUCAAAUUGAUUUGACCAAUUUAACCCCAUUUUCAAUUCUCAAAUAACAUUUUUUUAAAGAAACAGUUUAAUUGUGAUUGUCUGUGCAGUUCCACCACACAUGAUGACACUGUGGCCAUGAACUUUCCAAGUAAACAUUUCUCAAAAACCCCAGUCGAAUGAGAAAGAACAGUUCAGUGUCAGCUGGUCUUGCUGAGACCAGAUUGAGAUGUAAACUUUGUGCCAGUAGAGUUCAAGGGCCAUUUAGGGGAAACAUGCAACAUUUUACUCUGUUGUUGACUGGUUUCUGACCUGCAGUUCCAUGGGUUGAGGGGAGGGACAGAGGCUCAACAUUACUUACUGCAUCUGCAUUCAGAGGGGAUUUUGAGACAUCUCCAACUCACAUAGCUUGCAUAUUUAUGUUAUUAUGCGUUGAACUGUGAAAGAUGUGCAGUCAGAGAUGACAAACUCUGUGUGGGACAUGAGGGGAUAGAGGAAAACAUUUGCUAUACGUGACUCAAAAAACAAUGUUCAGUACAGUACAAAGAAAGUGCCUGGACAAUUGACAGGUAAAAUCAUAAAGAACACAUUAAGGAAUACAUUCAUGAAAAACAUGAAUACAACUGAAAAACAAUUGUAGUUUGUUGCAUGAAGUGGGGGUAAGUGAACUUGGCCUCAACAAAUCGUCAAAAUCUGGUACUAUCAAGUUUGGAUGGAUUUUACAGGACAUAGGCCUCUGCUGGAUGCCCUUUUUCCAAACUCAGCUGGCUUUAACUAGACCAAUCAGUUGUCAUAAAAUCAAUACUCACCUUGCUCUUAGAUCUCAAUAAAUGCAGAGAGGGGAAAGGGAACAUCAACUGUGAAGCGAUCUUUCUAGCCAGGCAACAAUUGAAGUGAAACCAGCUACAAUCAGCCUAAAACAUGGAAACCUUGGAAUACCAUGAACUUGUUCAGAGAUACUAUGGCUCUCGCCUGGAGAUACAUGGUAAUCUAAAGACCAGUGCAUCAUGCAUGUCACCAUCCACCCCAAUACCCCAGAGCACUUUUGAUGCACUUCGACUAGUCCACCCCUCGGUCUGCAAAAAAUACUCUGGUUGUGGGCUGGUUGUUCCUGAGAAGCUACAGGGCUGUAAGGUGCUGGAUCUGGGCAGUGGCUCUGGCAGAGACUGCUUCAUUCUCAGUAAAUUAGUGGGCCAGAGCGGUCAUGUCAUCGGCAUUGACAUGACAGCAGAACUGAUCCUGGCAUCACGCAAAUAUGUCCAGUACCACCAGCAGAAGUAUGGCUACGAGAAGCCCAACACCAUAUUUGUGCAGGGUUACAUAGAGAAACUGAAUGAGACGGGAAUACAGAGUGGUUCGCUGGAUGUUCUGGUGUCAAACUGUGCCAUGUGUCUGUGUCCUGACAAGAAGCCGGUUCUCAGGGAGGCUUUCAGAGUGCUCAAGGAGGGUGGGGAACUUUACUUGAGUGACAUAUAUUCCAGCAAGGCUGUUCCGGAACAUUUGAAACAAGACCCAGUUCUGUGGGGUGAAGGCUUGAGUGGUGCCCUCUACUGGCGAGACCUGAUAUCUCUAGUGCACGAGGUGGGCUUUAGUACUCCAUACCUUCUCACUGCAAGCCACAUCAUGGUCCACAAUAGUGAGUUACAGAAGAAAGCAAGUGGCAUCACACACACCUCUGCAACUUACCGCCUCUUCAAGUUGCCCAAAAAUAGAAAGCAGAGCGACGCAGUUGUGGCUUACAAAGGAACGGUCCCUGACCAUCCCGACCUACUCAAGUUUGACAUGUAUCAUUGUUUUGAGACAGACAUAGAGGUAACCGUGGAUGCAGAAAUGGCAGCCGUGCUUCAGCAUUCCCGAUUCUCCUCUGACUUCUCAAUCCAAAGCUCAGACAAACCUGCACCAAGCCCUAAAUGUGCCCCUCAGGUAAACCCUCUAGUAUAUUUCCUCUGGGCUAUCCAGAAACCAUCAUGCAUUUGUAUAUUUUUAUAUGUGCUACAUUACAUGAAGAGAAAGAAAGAAAUUCUAGUCAGCAAUUCUUAUCAUUGUAAUUAAUAAAUCCUCAUAAGUUGAUCCUAUGGUCAUGUAUCUGGCAGGGCUACAUGUUCUCUGUUAUGUAGAAGUACAGCACUUUCAGCACCUUCAUCCCACUCAGGUCACAGCAUCACUCUGAGCAGGAGG